Molecule: messenger RNA, 5433 nt
Organism: Equus caballus (horse)
Lineage: Eukaryota; Metazoa; Chordata; Mammalia; Perissodactyla; Equidae
Source: RefSeq, a predicted model, not a curated record
UGCUGUUUGUCGCCCUGUGCCAUCGUGAAGGAGGAAACUCCCAAAGUCUGGUUUAUUUAUUCACAACAAGGCUUUGUCCAGGUCGGAGGCCGCAACAGCCGGAAAGCACAAGCCCAGGGAGACCUGGGAGUCAUCUCUGGGCAAAAGUAGUGGGUGAAGCAGCCUUCGGUGUCCGCCCACCUCCUCCUGGUGAUUUUUCAGUUUUUAGCUGGUGGCACCUUGUUCUGCCACAAGCCCAGCUGGGCUAGGGCGGCAGGAUAUCUUGCCGAGAGACUCAAGAAACGACCGGGAGACUGCGGACGAGACAUACAGAUUUAUUGGGACUUUCUUACAGGGAGAAUGUCCGGUGGCGGCUGGCUGGACGGACAUGUGCACCCCCAACCGCCCCCUAAGAGAAGCUUGGUUAAGUAGGCGGAGGAACAAAGGAUGCAUGCUUGCUAAAGGGCUGUCCUUGGUGCGACCAGCGUCCCCAGGAACAGUAGCUCACGUGGAGGAGCUCUGUGUCCCUGUAAGACGCGAUGUUCUUCUCCUGGGAUAAGGGAGAGUCGGGCGGCCAGGCCAAGAUCGUUACAAAUCCGGGUAGCUGGGCUGCCUGCCCAGAAGGGAGCCAGAAGGACACAUGGUUGCAGUGGGCCUGGGGGUUUCUGCUGAGCAAGCAAGGCCCGAGCCCUACACAACUCUUUUCUCUGGCGCCCUGCCCGAAACCCUGUCUAGUGACUUGGACGUAUCUAUUUAGAUAAAGGGGACUUUGAAAGACCCCACGCUCCCUUUGCUGUCAUCACAGGCACUGCAGUAGAGGGACCAGUUCCUCAUUGAGAGGCAGGCUCCGAACUGCGAAAACGCAUGGUGAUCUGCGUCUGUUUGGAAGCCUGAACCAGCCAAGGGGCUUUGACGAGGCUCCUGCCCAACAUGGAUAUGAGGAGACCCUCAGAAUGAAGAUGGUGGCAUCAGCACAUUCAAGUGGUCAAAUCUACGAUGACCUUUUAAUGAGGAAAUUUGGAAAAUGUCCAGCGAAACCGUGUUUCCCCUAGGCCUGGAAGAGGACUCCACAGAUGUUGGCGAGGAGGACAGCUUCCUCGGUCAGACUUCGGCUCACACGUCUACCCCGCAGACAUUUAGUUACUUCUCUCAGGUAUCGAGCAGUAGCGAUCCUUUUGGGAAUAUUGGACAGUCGCCAUUGCCAACUACAGCAGCAUCGGCUGGACAGUCAGCAUUCUCCAAGACCCCGACUGCUCUCGCUUUUACAACGGGAUCCCAAGAUAUGUCGAAUGUGUUUUCACCGUCCGUUUCGAAGGCUCAAUAUGGUGCUCCACCUUCUUCACAGAUGGGAAUAAAUACUUAUCUGCCUUCUCAGCCAAGUAGUCUCCCGCCUUCAAAUUUUGGGAGCCCACCCCAAGGAACACCGCAACAAGGAUACAAUCCAUAUCGCCAUACCCCUGUGAGCAGCAGGGCGAAUCCUUACAUUGCACCCCCGCAGCUUCAGCAGUGCCAGACACCAGGCCAUCCCACUCCUCCUCCACCCUCCGGACCCCCUGUUCAGAUGUACCAGACGCCUCCAGGAGCUUCGCCACCGGUUCCUCCUGCAGUGCAGUCAGGGCUGUCCCCUCCUCCACAGCAGCAGGCGCUUGCCAGACCUCUGGGUCCCCCCGUGCAAGUGCCACCUCCUUUUUUACUUCAAAGCCAAUAUGAACCUGUUCAACCCCAUUGGUUUUACUGCAAGGAGGUAGAGUACAAACAGCUAUGGAUGCCUUUCAGUGUGCUGGACUCUCUGAAUCUGGAAGAAAUCUAUAAUUCAGUCCAGCCAGACCCUGAGAGCGUGGUCCUCGGCACGGAUGGGGGCCGCUACGAUGUUUAUCUCUACGACCGGAUGAGGAAAGCCGUGUACUGGGAAGAGGAGCCGGCGGAAGUGAGACGCUGCACGUGGUUUUACAAAGGGGACACAGAUAGCAGAUUUAUUCCCUACACAGAGGAGUUCAGUGAAAAACUGGAGGCUGAAUAUAAAAAAGCUGUAACCACGAAUCAAUGGCACCGUAGAUUAGAGUUUCCAAGUGGAGAGACAAUUGUUAUGCACAAUCCAAAGGUUAUUGUUCAGUUCCAGCCUUCAUCAGUGCCAGAUGAAUGGGGAACCACACAAGACGGACAGACAAGGCCCAGGGUUGUAAAGCGUGGAAUUGAUGAUAACCUUGAUGAAAUUCCUGAUGGGGAAAUGCCUCAGGUGGAUCAUUUGGUGUUCAUGGUGCAUGGCAUUGGACCUGUGUGUGACUUGCGCUUUAGAAGCAUUAUUGAAUGUGUGGAUGAUUUUAGGGUGGUUUCUCUCAAAUUGCUGCAGACACACUUCAAGAAAGCUUUAGAUGAUCGGAAGGUCAGCAGAGUGGAGUUCCUUCCAGUUCACUGGCAUAGCUCCUUGGGCGGGGAUGCCACGGGCGUUGACAGGAAUAUUAAGAAAAUCACUUUACCAAGUAUUGGUCGGUUUCGUCACUUUACCAAUGAAACCUUGCUAGAUAUUUUAUUUUACAAUAGCCCCACCUACUGUCAGACGAUUGUGGAAAAAGUAGGAAUGGAGAUAAACCGUCUGCAUGCACUCUUUAUGAGUCGGAACCCAGACUUCAAAGGAGGAAUCUCUGUUGCUGGUCACAGUUUAGGUUCUUUAAUAUUAUUUGACAUCCUGUCUAAUCAAAAAGAUUUGAAUUUAUCAAAGUCUCCUGGGCCUUUUGCUGUUGCUAAUGGAGUUGUGAAGCAGCCACAUUUUCAGGAAAAACAGGCUCCUGAAGAGCCAAAGCUGACUUUGGAUGAAUCUUGUGACCUUGAUGUUGAAAAUGAAGAAGUCCUAACUUUGCAAGAAACUCUGGAAGGACUUAGUCUCUCUGAAUACUUUAGCACUUUUGAAAAGGAAAAGAUCGAUAUGGAAUCUCUGCUUAUGUGUACAGUUGAUGACCUGAAGGAAAUGGGCAUACCCCUUGGACCCAGAAAGAAGAUAGCUAACUUCGUAAAACAUAAAGCAGUUAAAUUGGAACAGAAAAAAGCAGCAUCAGAAAAGAAGGCAGUGAUGGCCGCUUCGACAAAAGGACAAGAGGAAAGUGCUCAGAAAGCUAAAGAAAUGGCUUCUAUCCCCUCAGAAUCUAACGGGUCCAAGAGGAAACUUCCAGUUGGUGCUUACGUUUCUUCUAUGCAUGUUGAUUAUGAGUCUUUUGAAGUUGGCACUGGACAAGUUUCUGUUGUUUACAACUCAUUAGACUUUGAACCAGAGAUUUUCUUUGCCUUGGGAUCUCCAAUUGGUAUGUUUCUUACUAUUCGAGGAGUGCACAGGAUAGAUGAGAACUACAGGCUUCCCACCUGUAAGGGAUUCUUCAAUAUUUAUCAUCCACUUGAUCCAGUGGCCUAUAGAUUAGAACCUAUGAUUGUUCCAGAUUUGGACCUAAAAGCAGUUCUCAUUCCACAUCAUAAAGGCAGAAAAAGACUUCAUUUAGAGUUGAAAGAAAGUCUCUCUCGUAUGGGAUCUGAUUUGAAGCAGGGUUUUAUUAGCUCUCUGAAAAGUGCUUGGCAGACGUUAAAUGAAUUUGCCCGUGCUCAUACCUCUUCAACUCAGUUGCAAGAAGAAUUAGAGAAGGUAGCCAAUCAAAUCAAAGAAGAGGAAGAAAAGCAAGUAGUUGAAGCAGAAAAGAUUGUUGAAAGUCCAGAUUUUUCCAAGGAUGAGGACUACUUAGGAAAGGUUGGAAUGCUAAAUGGAGGCCGCCGAAUUGACUACGUCCUUCAAGAAAAGCCAAUAGAGAGUUUUAAUGAAUAUCUUUUUGCUCUUCAGAGUCACUUAUGCUACUGGGAAUCUGAAGAUACCGCCCUGUUAUUACUUAAAGAAAUUUACCGAACAAUGAACAUUAGUCCAGAACAGCCCCAGCAUUGAUGGGACUUCACUUUCACUGUAGAGUUGCAGUACGAUUACGUUGCUGAGAAGAUCCUCAGAGGACGUUCCCAGCUUGCUCCUGUGACGGGUGACAGAGAAGUGAUUCAUCGACAGUUGCUCAGAUGUGAUUCUCAGAUGUAGGGAUUCAUUUUAAAGAAAACAUACCGAACAAAAAGACAGUGAAAAACCAGUACCACAUUUGGACAGAAGAGACGAGAAAUGUAAUCAUCACAAUGAUGCAGUUAAAAAUUCCUCUGAUCAGUUUAGUUGUACAGUUGUCAAAGUAAUGUGUGAUAUCAACGAAGAAAUACCUGUAGCAUGCAGAUGUUUGUUUCUGUUUCUUAAAAAAUUAUUGUCAGUAGGCUAUUAAACUUGCAUUUUUUUAAAUUAAUGUAGUAUGUUCUUUCAUUCAAGUAUGGACUUCUUGAGAAACUAUAGUAAUACGAUUUUUAAAAAAUUUAUGUUCUUGUUUAAAUGUGAAUUGUAGUUCUGAGCUGCUUUAAUGCAGGGUCAUUUGUAUUUGUUAAGAGGAAGUAACCAAGGGCACUUAUUCCAAGUAGAAUCUGAGCUUCUUCUGGAGCUUUCGGGCUGUUGCUGAGAGCACGGCUGUGGGAGGAAGUGAACUGUCUCCUGCUGCCCAGAUGUCCUGGGAAGCCUUCUCCCAGCUUGCCCGUUCCUACCCGGAGGGCGCAGCGACGGGAGGGGUUCCAUCUCCUCUAACGUAGCCGUGCGGUCGCCUCACUGCUAAAGUUCCAGUUGACGUGAGAACCAAAGUAGAGUUUGUUUGGUUUUGGGGUUUGUUGCUUUGUAUUAAUUUCACUUAUACCAAAGUGUUUGAAAGUAUGAAAUGUAUUGUUUCUAGACUAUAAAUCUACUUCAUGAAAAGACUGUUCUGUAAUAUUUCACUUUGUUUUACUAUAGCUUCAAAUUAUCUGAAAAUAUUUUCCUAAUACUACAUGGGAAUGCUGAAUUUCCUUCUUUUGUUAUGCAGUAGAAACAUUUUACACUGUUUACAUAGUUCUCAUGGAACAUAGAAUCUUUUGAAAGCAACAUAUGAUACACAUUUUUUGUGUAUAUAUUCUAAUUAGUGUGAAUAAAACUGUAACAUCAAUGCAUUUUUUUAAGCAGCCAACUUCUGUAUUUCUCUUGUCUUCUUUAAAAGUAUUCCUAUGAGUUCAGCCUUUCUUUACUUUUCAUUCUGAAUACCUGCUAUAUAUAGUUAAUACGUAGCAUUUGCUCCUAAUAAUAGAAUUAAGACAGUAGAGUUUUAGAGCUGAGGUGGACCCCAGACAGUAUAUUCCACCCACCUCAUUCUGCAGCUGAGGACAUGACACUGAGAGCCUUUCUCAGGCUGCUUGGGGGCAGAUCUGGGCUGGAGUACAGUUUCACUGACUCCCUUUUGGCCUUCAUUUCUCUACACCAGUACUACUAUUUUUCACUUAAUUUCCCCUUAAUUUCCCAAAACUAAUCAAAUAAAGAACAAUGAGGGUUAUUUAUGUAUAUUUUAAUAAAAUCCAGUUUGAUUUUUCCAUUUA